GGGCGGGCUAGGAGGCCCCAGUUGGCUCUCCGCUGGUCUGCACCAGUGUUGAUUCAGGGUCCCUGGCUACACUGCGCGACAGUUUAUUGUAGAGAUAAUGUUGAGGUUCAGUGGGUCGGCAGUAAUCAACCCUCGGAAUCCAGAUGUUCAGCAUCAGUCCUCAUUAUUAGGGCUUGGGCGUUCGGUAGUUUCACUCUCUGGAACACUAGCGAGCUAGUCUUUUUUUAUUUUUAAUCUGGGGUUUAUCAUUUUCAUCUAGAGAGGUUUAGCUGGAAUCUGGGGUUCGUCAAAUGCAUAUCAGUUCAAUACUUAGGGUUCAUUCUUAGGAUUAGAUGAAAUAUCUGGGGCUUCCUCAAGAUUUAAAGCUCAAUAUUCAGUGUUCAUUAUUGGGUUGCAGGGUUUAAUAUUUAGAAUGGGAUACAAAGAUUUGGGGACCAUAGUAUAAGGGACUUCAGUGUUUCUGAGUUUGGGAGCUUGAGGAAGCAGUCUGAACAGAGUUGAGGAGGAGGUUGAAUUUGUUCACGACCAGAAGGAAGCCUUUGGGGGGGGGGUGUCCAAAUUGUGUGGUGAGUUUUGGGAGCAUCGCUGUAAGGUUUGGGAGUCAACCGGAGUCUCAGUUGGUAUUUGAGAUGGGUGAGGUUUAUGGGGGUCUGCCCAGGGAAGUCCCAAACUGAAUGUGGGUUUAGUGAACUGGAGAGGGCUGAAUGUUGGGGUUUGAGCUUGGUUUUUCUGUUGGGAUUUGAAGUUUAGGUAGCGUACACCAUCAUGCUCAAAGCUGUGAUCCUGAUUGGAGGCCCCCAAAAGGGGACUCGCUUCAGGCCUUUGUCUUUUGAAGUGCCCAAACCACUGUUUCCUGUGGCCGGGGUGCCCAUGAUCCAGCACCACAUAGAGGCCUGUGCUCAGGUCCCUGGAAUGCAGGAGAUUCUGCUCAUUGGAUUCUACCAACCUGAUGAGUCCCUUACCCGCUUUCUAGAAGCUGCCCAACAGGAGUGGAACCUUCCGAUCAGGUACCUGCAGGAAUUUGCCCCCCUGGGCACAGGAGGUGGCCUCUACCAUUUCCGGGACCAGAUCCUGGCUGGGAGUCCCGAAGCCUUCUUCGUGCUCAAUGCUGACGUCUGCUCCGACUUCCCCUUGAGUGCUAUGCUGGGGGCCCACAGACGCCAGCCCCACCCUUUCCUAUUGUUGGGCACCACGGCAAACAGGACGCAGUCCCUCAACUACGGCUGCAUCGUUGAAAACCCACAGACGCAUGAGGUCCUCCACUACGUGGAGAAGCCCAGCACCUUUGUGAGUGAUAUCAUCAACUGCGGCAUCUACCUCUUUACUCCGGAAGCCCUGAGGCCCCUACGGGAUGUCUUCCAGCGCAACCAGCAGGACAGGCAACUCUGCCUUGCUCUGGGGGAGGACUCGCCAGGCCUCUGGCCUGGGGCGGGCACCAUCCGGCUGGAGCAGGACGUGUUCUCGGCGCUGGCCGGGCAGGGACAGAUUUUCGUGCACCUCACUGACGGCAUCUGGAGCCAGAUCAAGUCUGCGGGCUCAGCCCUCUAUGCCUCACGCCUCUACCUGGGCCGAUACCAGUCCACUCAUCCGGAACGGCUAGCCAAGCAUAGCCCCGGAGGCCCGAGGAUCCGAGGAAACGUCUAUAUCCACCCCACUGCAAAGGUGGCCCCAUCAGCUGUGCUGGGCCCUAAUGUCUCCAUCGGGGAGGGGGUGACCGUGGGCGAGGGGGUACGUCUUCGAGAGAGCAUCGUCCUUCACGGAGCCACGCUACAGGAGCACACCUGUGUGCUGCACAGCAUCGUGGGCUGGGGCAGCACCGUGGGGCGCUGGGCUCGUGUGGAGGGCACCCCCAAUGACCCCAACCCCAACGACCCUCGAGCCCAUAUGGACAGCGAGAGCCUCUUCAAGGACGGGAAGUUACUGCCAGCCAUCACCAUCCUGGGCUGCCGGGUGCGGAUCCCCGCGGAGGUGCUCAUCCUGAACUCAAUUGUUCUGCCGCACAAGGAACUCAGCCGCAGCUUCACCAACCAGAUCAUUCUCUGAGGAGCCCGCCCUUGCUCCCCCGCCCCCUGGAGCUCCUGCCCUGCAGGUCUGGCCCAUAACUCCAUCCUGAAAGGCCCUAGGAAGCCUCAUGGGCAGCAACAUGCUGGGAGCUGUGUGGGUGGCCCUGGGUCUCCCUCCUGCUGCUCCCUAAUAAACCCGUGAACCCUG
This is a messenger RNA of Echinops telfairi (small Madagascar hedgehog), 2211 nucleotides long. It is a transcript of the gene GMPPA, whose product is annotated as GDP-mannose pyrophosphorylase A. The coding region runs from base 766 to 2043 and encodes 425 amino acids. Gene Ontology annotation, molecular function: transferase activity. The record is from RefSeq and is a predicted model, not a curated record. Gene Ontology annotation, biological process: biosynthetic process. Lineage: Eukaryota; Metazoa; Chordata; Mammalia; Afrosoricida; Tenrecidae. The transcript is spliced from 13 exons. Gene Ontology annotation, cellular component: cytoplasm.